AUGUUUAAGGACCGAGUGGAUCUGCAGGACAGACGGAUGAAGGACGGAAACGUGUCUCUGGUUCUGAGGAACGUGGCGACUGAUGACAGAGGAGCAUACGAGUGUCGAAUCGUCCCGACAAACAGCUGGAUGGAGACCAUCAUCAUCAUCAACCUGCAUGUUCUUCCUCCUCCAGAUCAGACAAACAUCACAGCUGAAGCUGGACAGGACACAUUUCUGCCCUGCAGAUCUCCUGAUCAUAAACCCGUUGCAUUCGUAGAGUGGAGCAGAUCUGAUCUGGGAUCAGAAUAUGUUCUUCUGUACAGAAAUAAGAAGAUUAACACAGAAAACCAGCAUGUGAUGUUUAAGGACCGAGUGGAUCUGCAGGACAGAUGGAUGAAGGACGGAAACGUGUCUCUGGUUCUGAGGAACGUGACGACUGAUGACAGAGGAGCAUACGAGUGUCGAAUCGUCCCGACAAACAGCUGGAUGGAGACCGUCAUCAUCAUCAACCUGGAUGUUCUUCAUCCUCCAGGUGGAGCUGAUGGACGGAACAGAGACGGACCUGAUUGGCUGGUGGUUGGUCUGUUGGUAGCUUUAGGUGUUGUUGUUGCUGCUAUUUUUGUCUAUUUGAGGCGUAAAAAAUCUUCAUGUUCGAGUCCAAAGUCAAGCCAGAGUUCUGGAGAACCACCUGCAGCUGAGCAGCCUUUAACGGAUCAGAACCAACAGUGAGUCCAGUCUGAUCUGAAGGAUGAUGGAUCCAGAACCUUCAUCCAGAACCACAGACUGACUGUUUGGAUCGGCACCAACAGAGGAAACCCAAACUGGUACCAGCUGGUUCUGUCCUUCACCAGAACCGAACCGGGCCGUUACAGAACCACUGCAAGAACCCUUACAGAACCGUUAAAGAACCGUUACAGAACCAUUUCAGAACCCGUCCAAACCUUCGGUGUCAGAUCUGCUGAUGUUUGUGACGUUUUAUCUGGAUUUAAAAUGUUUUUCUUGUAUUUUUUCAGGAUCUCAGUGAGAAACUAAAACUAGAAACUUGUUCCAAUAUUCAAUAAGUUGGAAUAUUAUUGAAACGUUCAUUUAAAUCAAUUUAAAGUAAAACAGAUGAAACGUUGAAGAUGAAUAUUAAUCUGACCAAUAAAUAACUUUUUAAUGCAGAAAUGUGAAUUUUCAAAAUUUCCUUUUAAUCUGAUAAACAAACUUCAUCUGCACAUUUAUUAAAUAUGACUGUAUGUGGAUUAUAUGUAAUCAGAAACUCAACAGUUUGUGUGAAAUGUUCCUCCUGAAGCAUCUGAAUCAUUUCAUUUAUUAUAUUUCUGCUAUUUAUUGCAGCAUUUCUCCAGUUUAACCAAAACGUUGUUUCACUGGUUUUCACUGGUUUCACUGGUUUCACUGGUUCAGUGUCUGAUCCUGUUGCUGUUACUUCAAGCUGCUUCAGUCUGACUCUGAGUUUUCAUGUCAUUAGUAACAUUUCAUUUCAUGUUCAUCUUAUGGAGUCAAACAAUAACUGAUAAAUUCACAGUUUGGAUCUGUGAAGGUUUUAUUCGUAUUAAAUGAUGUUCCUUUAUGUGUCAUAUAAAUGUAAUGUUUUUGUAUCAAGGUGUUUUUCUGUGCAGCUACAAACGGUGUACAAACUAAUGAACCAAGAUGUGUCUACUGCAGUAAGUUUCCAGGGUUGCUGAACUUCCCCAGACAGUUAUUGGGAACUUGCUGUUUUUCCCGUGGCCUUCCCUGCAUGGAGAUAGAGUGUUUAGUUUUCACCUCCCGUAAACAUUACAGUGAAUAAACAUACAAGGUUUCGUAUGUUUUCCUUUGUCUCUUUGGUUUGGUCUUGGAAGAUUGAGUCUCUGCCUCAGUAGUAAAGAGAGAUGAAUAAAGUAACUAUGCAACUCUGGGUUCCUCAGAGCGGAUCCUAAUUUGUGCCUAAUGCAGUGGAUUUCUUGCUCUCCGUCUGCAGAUGUAUUAAAGAUUGUUUUUGCUCCCUGACUUUUGUCUGGACCUCAGUCUCUGAAUUG
Messenger RNA from Poeciliopsis prolifica (blackstripe livebearer), 2003 nucleotides. Its product is annotated as tyrosine-protein kinase-like otk. Gene Ontology annotation, cellular component: external side of plasma membrane. NCBI's taxonomy places the organism in Eukaryota, Metazoa, Chordata, Actinopteri, Cyprinodontiformes, Poeciliidae. Gene Ontology annotation, biological process: negative regulation of T cell proliferation; positive regulation of T cell proliferation; cellular response to lipopolysaccharide. The record is from RefSeq and is a predicted model, not a curated record. The transcript is spliced from 3 exons.